GCCGACCAUGUAAAGCCGCUCUGCGAGGUCUUUAAGGACAAAGCUGCCGACUCGAUCAUCCCGCUGUACCUGCGGCUACUCACAGACGCAGAAGUGGAGGUUCGCACCGUAGCCGCGGCCAGGGUAGCUGACGCAGCGGCUGUGUCGCCUACCAAGGAGUUCUUGGAGACGCUGAUGCCCGCUCUUGAGCGGCUGACAGCGCCCAGGGAGCAGAGCCAACACGUUCGCGCCUCUUUGGCGGGGAGCGUGCUCCAACUCUGCGCAAUCUUCGGCAAGCAGCUGACUGUAGACUAUCUCAUCAAUAUCGUUUUGCAGCUGAUCAGGGACGAAUGCCCGGAAGUUCGGCUGCAGCUGAUUAGCACGCUGGAGCAUCUCUCCUCCACGGUCGGAGUGGAUGUUCUUGCCCAGUCUCUUCUGCCCUCCAUCAAGGAGCUUGGCAAAGACCGGCAGUGGCGAGUUCGUCUUUCCAUCAUCAAGGUUAUGCCCGACUUGGCAAAGUACCUCGGCGAGCCUAAUGGGCUCAUGUCUCUGUGUCGGCGUCGCGUGCUGUCACAGCUUCCGUGGACGACUGCGGUUGUGUCUGCGGCAGUUGCGAUCGGGCUGCUUGUUGUGCAUGUGACCUUUGGAUGUGUUGCCCUGGCGGUGUGGGGAUAUUUCUUCGGGUAUUAUGUUCUGAGAAGCCAGUCGUCUCCAUAUCCCCUCCAGAUUCGUGCAUCCGUGGCUAUUGCCUUGCUGGUUUGUACCUCUGUGGUCACCGCUGCAGCCUGGCUCUUCCUGGGCGGCUCGGACGGCUGUCGUGCUUUCGAUCCGGAGAUGAAGACCUCAUUCGGUUACAAGUUUGAUCAGUUCUGGACACUUCUGUGCUUCCGUCAUGCGGUGAACUGGUUUCUGACCGUGAUUGGAGUAUGCCUAGUACUGGCCGAUCACCCGCAGUCAACUUAUAUCCGUGACUGCAUCAGGUGUCUUCUAUACUUGUACACUAGUCAGAUUGUAGCCACCCUUGGCAACACGUGGAUUGCCUGUGCCGGUGCAGACGAGAACAAUGAUGGCGUAAGGGAUUCCUUCCUGGAGGGUUCUGUGAACAUGCAGGAGUCACUAAUAGCAGGACUACAAGUAUCCGGCAGGUUGUUGCUUGUUCUUUCUGGCAAUUGGUUUCUUCAGAUCGUCGUGAAAAUGAUGAGGGCUCUUGAGGCAGCGUUCGAAGAGCCUUUGCCUUGUUUCCGUGCCAUCGUCUACCUGAAGUACGUCGUCGUUGCCUUAACGAUUCUCUUGCCAGCUGCAGUUCGCCUGGAGCUUCUUUUUCUGCUGGGUUGCUUCACGUCAGCUCUUUCACUCGUCGUCUUGACUUUUCUGGAAUUCUUGGCACUUCGCGCCCCUCUGCUCGCGCUGCAGCGGUCCCUUCGCAGUCGUACCACGUUGAGCGGGGCUCCCUCGGGGAAGAUGCUCUUUGCGGCGAGCACCCUGCGUCGCUUUCAAGUCGCCGUCCUGCUCAGCAACUCGGUCUCCCAGUGGGCCCUUACUUUUUUCUCUUUUGAAGUCUUGGGCAACUCAACCAUCGCCUUCUACGUGUUGAUCACGGCCUUGACGAACGGCUUCGUCCGGGAGUACAUCGCCCUCACAACCGUUGACUACAGCUCCCUGCUGAAUGCAGUUGGACUUGCUAUCGGCCUUGCGAUUCUCACAGGCUCGCUGAAUGUCCCGAAACUUGGUUCUCCAAUACCCUAA
Symbiodinium sp. CCMP2456 is the source of this 1725-nucleotide messenger RNA. The record is from the annotation of a GenBank genome assembly. NCBI's taxonomy places the organism in Eukaryota, Dinophyceae, Suessiales, Symbiodiniaceae.